This is a messenger RNA of Lonchura striata (white-rumped munia), 1840 nucleotides long. Its product is annotated as keratin, type II cytoskeletal 5-like. The record is from RefSeq and is a predicted model, not a curated record. Gene Ontology annotation, molecular function: structural constituent of skin epidermis. Gene Ontology annotation, cellular component: keratin filament. Gene Ontology annotation, biological process: intermediate filament organization; keratinization. NCBI's taxonomy places the organism in Eukaryota, Metazoa, Chordata, Aves, Passeriformes, Estrildidae.
AUUGCCCUCUGCUCUUUUCCUGCUGCGCAGCCUUUUUUUGUUUUCCUCUCUCCUACUCUUUGUCUACCCAACUGAACCAGCCAUGAGCCGUAUCUCUUUCAGAUCAUCUACCGGAGGGGGCAUGAGGGGCUUUAGCUCAGGCUCUGCUAUUGUUGGAGGUGGUGGUGGUGGGACCAGAAGCAGUUUUAGCUCUGUCUCUGUCUCCAGAGUUGGAGGAGGAAGAGCUGGAGGUGGAGGAGGCUUUGGAGCUGGUGGUGGCUUCGGCAGCAGAAGUCUCUAUAACUUGGGUGGAAGCAAAAGAAUUUCCUACAGCUCGGUCAGUGGAGGUCUACGGAGUGGAGCCGGGGGCGGAUACAGUUUUGGUCUUGGCUAUGGUGGCGGAGCAGGCGCUGGCUUUGGCUUAGGAGGAGCCGGUGGUGGUGGCUAUGGGGUGGGAAGUGGAUUUGGGCUAGGAGGGCCCGGAUUUGGUGGCCGAGGUGGUCCCGGGUUCCCUGUUUGCCCACCUGGUGGCAUCCAUGAAGUGACUGUCAACCAGAGCCUCCUGGCACCCCUCAAGCUGGAUAUUGAUCCGGAAAUCCAGAAGGUGCGAACACAGGAGAGGGAGCAGAUCAAGACCCUCAACAACAAAUUUGCCUCCUUCAUUGACAAGGUGCGCUUUUUGGAGCAGCAGAACAAGGUGCUGGAGACCAAGUGGACCCUCCUCCAGGAGCAGGGUCACACUGUCACCAGGAAGUCCCUGGAGCCCAUUUUCGAAGCCUACAUCAACAACCUCCGGCGGCAGCUCGACAGCCUGAUGGGAGAGAGGGGCCGGCUGGACUCCGAGCUCCGGAGCAUGCAGGACAUGGUGGAAGACUUCAAGAACAAAUAUGAAGAUGAGAUCAACCGGCGCACAGGUGCUGAGAACGAGUUCGUGGUCCUCAAAAAGGAUGUGGAUGGCGCCUACAUGAACAAGGUUGAGCUCCAGGGCAAGGCCGAUGCUCUGGCAGAUGAAAUCAACUUCCUGAGAGCUCUGUAUGAGGCGGAGUUGUCCCAGAUGCAGCAGCAAGUGUCUGACACCUCCGUGGUUCUGUCCAUGGACAACAACCGGAACCUGGACCUCAACAGCAUCAUUGCCGAGGUGAAGGCGCAGUACGAGGACAUCGCCAACCGGAGCCGCGCCGAGGCCGAGGCUUGGUACCAGAACAAGUAUGAGGAGCUCCAGGUCUCUGCUGGGAGACACGGGGAUGACCUGAGGAACACCAAGAUUGAGAUUUCAGAGAUCAACCGGAUGGUCCAGAGGCUGCGGAAUGAGAUUGACAGUGUGAAGAAACAGUGUGCCAACCUCCAAGCAGCCAUUGCUGAGGCUGAGGAGCGCGGGGAACUGGCCCUCAAGGAUGCCAAGGCCAAGCUGAGCGAGCUGGAGGAUGCCCUGCAGAAAGCCAAGGCUGACCUGGCCCGACAGCUCCGGGAGUACCAGGAGCUCAUGAAUGUCAAGCUGGCCCUGGACAUCGAGAUUGCGACCUACAGGAAGCUGCUGGAGGGCGAGGAGAGCAGGCUUGCUGGAGAAGGAGUCGGAGCUGUCAGUGUCUCCGUGGUCAGCAGCUCCAGCGGGAUGGGCUAUGGUGGCGGGAGCUGCCUGGGCCUGGGCGGGGGGCUCGGCAUGGGCGGUGGAGGCGGCAGCAGCAGCUACACCAUGAGCAGCAGCGGCUUCGGAGGCGGCAGCGGAGGCUUCUCUGGGGGGCUCAACUACGGUGGAGGCAGCUCCUUCAGCUCCGGGAGCAGCCGGGGCAUCAACUCCAGCACAGGAGGCAGCGUCAGGAUCGUUUCCAAGACCACCACCAGCAAAAAGACCAUCAGAUAA